CAUUUUCCCGGCAGCCGUGUACGACGCUGCGUGCAGAAAAUGGAAACGCGCCACCGUCGUCAUGAUCGGCGGUGGAAGAGUGGUUCAGAAGUUGUAUGGUGUAUGGGGUCCGCGUGUACCAACUCAGAACCCCACUUUACAAAGCUUCUUCAUUACCCUUCGUUCUUUAAUUCCUUUUUCUGCAUUAGGGUUUGCUCCGAAUUCCACUCAAUCUUCUUCCAAUCGAAUAUAUUCUUCCUUUUUCCUCAUCGAUCUGCCACCAUUCUUUUCAUCUCUCCAAGUGAGAAAUCAAAUGGGCAAAAGGAAAAAGAAACAUAAAGCCGUAGUUCGUUUUCUUUUUCCUUCCGUUUUCAAAAACCCUGAAUCUCUCUCGCAAUUUCAAUUCUCGUCAUGCUAGUUUUUCAAAUCAGACAAGGAGCGGAACCAGAAACAGAAGAUUGAAGAAGAGGAACCACACCAUAGGAUGGAAUCUGCUACCCUUAAUAGAAUAAUUAGCAGGUUGCUUGAAACCGGGAGCAAAUCGGGGAAGCAGGCGCCGCUUUCUGAGACGGAAAUUACUCAGUUAUGCAUGGUCUCCAGGAAUAUCUUCUUAAGGCAACCAAAUCUUUUGGAAAUUGAAGCUCCUGUCUAUAUCUGCGGAGACAUCCAUGGUCAGUAUACUGAUCUUCUAAGGCUUCUUGAAUAUGGUGGAUUACCUCCUCAUUCGAACUACUUGUUCUUGGGGGACUAUGUAGAUCGUGGAAAGCAGAGCUUAGAAACCAUGUGCCUUCUCCUUGCAUAUAAAAUAAAAUAUCCUGAAAACUUCUUUCUUUUGAGGGGCAACCAUGAAUGUGCAUCGGUCAACCGUAUCUACGGUUUUUACGACGAAUGUAAACGGAGAUUCAACGUCAAACUCUGGAAGAUAUUCACAGACUGUUUCAAUUGCUUGCCUAUGUCUGCUCUGAUUGAUGAAAGGAUACUCUGUAUGCAUGGUGGACUGUCUCCUCAUCUUGACAAGUUGGAUCAGAUUAGGAACUUAAAGCGGCCUACUGAUGUUCCCGACAACGGGUUAGUUUGUGAUCUUCUCUGGUCUGAUCCAAGUCAAGAAACACGAGGCUGGGGACCGAAUGAACGAGGGGUUUCUUACACAUUCGGAGUGGAUCGAGUUACAGAGUUUCUUCGAAAGCAUGAUCUUGAUUUGAUUUGUAGAGCUCACCAGGUCGUGGAGGACGGGUACGAGUUUUUUGCAAAUCGAAAACUUGUAACACUAUUUUCUGCUCCAAAUUACUGUGGAGAGUUCGAUAAUGCUGGUGCAAUGAUGCACGUGGAUGAAAACUUAAUGUGUUCGUUCCAAAUACUAAAACCAGCUGAUAAGAAGGCGAGGUUUGGCUUCGGCAGCAUGUCGUUGGGACGGUAGGGCAGUUCAACUAAAGUCAAGUCGUUUCUGGGAGGAAUCGGAUGAAACUCGUACCAUGUUCUUACCAAACUGCGUCAUCUGAUACAGGUUUCUUCCUCGAUGUAACAAACAUUAUGUUUUGUGCUCAUUGACACUCAUCUUUAGAGAACAAAAUAAUUGUUUUCCUGAGCAUGUUCAUGAAUCUCACGAUAGUUCUUGAG
Messenger RNA from Cucurbita moschata (crookneck pumpkin), 1596 nucleotides. Its product is annotated as serine/threonine-protein phosphatase PP1 isozyme 3-like. Gene Ontology annotation, cellular component: cytoplasm; nucleus. The transcript is spliced from 5 exons. Bases 464 to 1396 code for a protein of 310 amino acids. NCBI's taxonomy places the organism in Eukaryota, Viridiplantae, Streptophyta, Magnoliopsida, Cucurbitales, Cucurbitaceae. The record is from RefSeq and is a predicted model, not a curated record. Gene Ontology annotation, molecular function: protein serine/threonine phosphatase activity.